Messenger RNA from Pectinophora gossypiella (pink bollworm), 1086 nucleotides. RefSeq names its product GPN-loop GTPase 3. The coding region runs from base 235 to 1068 and encodes 277 amino acids. The record is from RefSeq and is a predicted model, not a curated record. Gene Ontology annotation, molecular function: GTPase activity. The transcript is spliced from 5 exons. Lineage: Eukaryota; Metazoa; Arthropoda; Insecta; Lepidoptera; Gelechiidae.
CAAAACAUUGAUACGCGUGUUUUACCGAAAAUAAAUCCAAUUAAUGGUAUUAAGCAACAAAUUAACUUGCCCAAAUACUAUUAUUUCAUUUAUAUAACAUUCUCAAUUUGUUGUAUAACUAGAUGUGCCUUAAGUGACUUGUAAAACAACGAUACUAAGAUAACCUAAACGAAUCCAAUUUGAAUAGCAAUUUUUUGGCUCAAAAUACAUUUAUUACUCGAUAAAUAAUACAAAAUGCGAUACGCACAGCUAGUAGUUGGGCCUGCGGGUAGCGGCAAGUCUACCUAUUGUUCUACAAUGGUUAAACACGCUGCAGACUCCAAAAGGGUGGUGGAGGUAGUCAACUUGGAUCCGGCAGCAGAACAUUUUGACUAUGAACCUCUGGUGGACAUUCGGGAACUGAUUCAUUUGGAUGACGCUAUGGAAGAUGAGGAACUGCAGUUUGGACCCAACGGAGGCCUCGUGUUUUGUAUAGAGACACUCUUAGAAAACUGCGACUGGCUAGAGGAGCAGCUAGGAGACGUAGAUGACGACUACAUCCUGUUCGACUGCCCAGGCCAGAUCGAGCUGUACACGCACCUGCCUGUCAUGAGGAAGCUGGUUGAUCAGCUGCAACGGUGGAACUUUCGGCUCUGUGCUGUAUUUAUGGUCGAUUCUCAGUUCAUGGUUGAUGGGGCUAAGUUUUUAUCAGGAACAAUGGCUGCUCUCAGUGUGAUGGUAAACUUGGAGCUGCCGCACGUGAACAUCCUCACCAAGAUGGACCUGCUCAGCAGAACAGCGAGGAAACAGCUGGACAAUUAUCUCGACCCAGAUCCGCACAUCUUACUGGCUGACAUGAGAAACGCGAAAUCAAAAUGGCACGAGAAGUACGCGAAACUAACUGAAGCUAUCGGCGAGGUCAUAGAGAAUUUCAGCCUAGUUCGCUUCUACCCGCUAAACAUUAAGGAUGAGGAGAGUAUAGACAACAUACUCCUGACCAUAGAUAAUAUAAUACAGUACGGGGAAGACGCAGAUGUCAAGAUCAGAGAUUUCGAAGAGCCGGAGGAUGAGGAUGAUAGAGAUGAAUAAAGAGAUUUUUUAUGAUAA